GGUGGGGGCCCGGCCAUGGCGCGGCUCCGCGGUGAGAGACCGGCGCAUCCGCGGCAGUUCUGCACGAGAGCGGCAGCCAUGAACAAGCAACAAGAAGCGCAGUCGGAUUCCGUGUCCACCGUUGGGGUCAGCGUCAAGGACUACCCCCCCUCGGAUGUCUACGUCUCGGAGCCACCCCCAGCUUACAUGAAACCAAAAGCUAAUGCCGUACAGAUUGCGAAAAUCAUCGCGUUCACUGUGAUAACAUGCAGUUUCAUCUUAGGCUCGUUUAUGUUAGCUGCCGCUUACGUUCAGGCUAACGCAUCUUGUUCCCAGCUCCUCCAGGCUGAGGCGCUUCUCCACCAGCAGAACGACGAUGGAGACCACCCUUCAUACCAGGCGUUGGUGGACCCUCUUCAGUCGGAGGAGAGCAUGGACUCAAAACAGGAGUCCUCCGUGAACAGCAACAGCAUUCAGGAGCCCGCGCAGAAGGUGUCACAACCUCCCUCAAUGGCGCAGACGCAGCAGCAACAGCAACAGUCCUAUUUCCCCCAACAACAACAGCAGCAGCAACAGCAACAACAGCAGAAUCAGGGACAACAGCAACAAGCCGACGCCGGUCUCCCCAUUCAGAUCAAGCUCCCGCUCCAGCUCGAUUUCGAUGAUCUCGCCGCGUCUCUGUUGGAGAAGAACCAGCGGUCACGAAUGAACUGUGUGGUGGAGAAAAGGCGCGCUGAGGAGGUGAUGGACCACAAGCCAAAGAUGGUGCGUCUCCCAUUCGGAGUUAACCUUACCACGGACCCCCGCUACGAACAUGUCACCGGUGAACGUAUGGCCAUCUUUUGUGAAAGUGGUCAGGAUGCCAGACACACCCCAAUGGAGUCAGUGGCCCAACCGAUCAUGGUCCCCGUCCCAAUGGGUCACCCAAUCCCGAUGAACAUGCCAAUGGGAGGUCACGCCGCCCCGCAGCACGGUCCAUGGGUCGGCCCCAACGUGCCAAUGAUGGGCCCCCACAUGGGACCCAUGAUGGGCCCGAGCCAGCCGAUGAUGGGCCCCCACGUGCCAAUGAACCAGAUGGGUCCUCACGGCCACUACCACCCACACAUGAUGGGCCCCGGCCCCAUGAUGGGUCCUCACCCCCACCCACACCCACAGCCUCACCAACCCCCUCACCACUCUCACGCCCCCCAUGUGAACCAGAUCCCCAUCUCCAUCUUCACCAAGCUCCAGCAAGAUGACAGCUCCAGCCAGCGCCAGUCCGGUGAGGGUGACGACCAGCCGAUCACUAUCAUCGCUCGUGAGGAACAAGUCAUCCCCAUCUUCCAGGAGAGCCGUGGAUCCCAAUCGGGCCCGGUAGGAGGUCAGAUGUCGGUGGAGUCGCGGACGCAGCAGAGCUCUGAGGAGCGGGAGCAAGAGCGCGAGCGUGGACCGAUGCAGGCAGUCAUGGCCGAAGCCCGGCUCGUCCCGGAGGCCCGCGCCCUCCUCGCGGAGAUCCCUGAGGACCGCUCGCUGAACCUCCCGGCCGUCCCCGCGGAGAUGGUCCGUCCGCCACCCCUCCCCUUCCAGCGCAUGCCCGUCAACGUCGUCUCGCCCAGCAUGAUCCAGGACGACAACGUCCCCGAGCAGGACGAGCAACCCCGACCCCACUACGUGCAGCCACGGUCUGUCCGCAGCACGGACAGAUUGCUGAAACCAGAGGAGCGCAAGAGACGAGUUCGUCGUGGAACUUGCGAGUGCACGCUCCACUAAUCGAAUACUUUGAAACAGUACCGAUCGGGAAUUCCUAACUGGACGCCUAACCUCCCACCCACUCGGCAAGACCUCCCUCCGAACUUCUGAGUGAAGAUCCGCUUCCAUCCGUUCCCGCGGGGCGCUCCAAACUUAGAUCUAAAACUGCGAACAUAAUCGGAUAAAAGAAACAUCUUUUCUAAUCAAAAAGUAUUUUUAACAUGAUUCCUAAAUGGGACAAUUUUUGGGCAGGUGUGAUAAAUUAAACCGCAUUCUCUAUUGAAUGAAUUCUGGAAGAAUAAAAAAUUUAAGCGUACCUAAUAAUUAUUCCUCACGAUCAGAGAAUUCAGAAUGUACUCCUGGGAAAUAGGUCUUUCGAUUUUAACCCCUUUUUUAUGUCGCACUUUCCCAUUUCACUCGUGUGCUAUUUCCUUCGAUCUUUUUUCUUUUACUCUUAUUACUAAGUAAGGUAUUUUUGGCGCCAUUCAAGAAAAAGGUUUUCGUAUUUUUUCAUUCCUGAGGUCUUUCAGUGGGCAACGGUGAUUGAUAACGUCUUCCAGAAUUUUCGCCGUGCGCGGAACGACGUCUAGAUUAGUUAAGAAGCCCAUUGCUCUGUUAAUGGAACCUAUUUUGAGUCUUUCAGUAAUUAUUUUUAUUUUUGGAAAUGACGUCAUGUUACCUUUACGAACCGAAAGGCCGACAGGCUGUGAAAUUCUGGGACGCAAGAAAUAAGUGUGCUUACACUAUCGAUGGGAAAUAAAUGAGGUAGCUAUGCUCUUAGUUCUCUUGGGUUUGCGGUCUUCAAAACUGUUCUCGUGCCAAGUAAACAAAGUAUGCGUGAGAAACAUGCACUAAAUUAAGUUUUAGAAUAAGACUGAGAAUUUCACAUCCCUGAAAAGCAAAAACUCUCAUAAAGAUGAACCAGCUGAUAGUCGCAAAUGAUUUAGUUUCUAGGGAAUUGGGCGUGUUUUACUAUGUUCCGUUGAUUAUUUUGUGUAUCUAGGACGCUUUGUAAAUACUGAUGUUCAUAACGAAUUACCUAACCAGCCUCAUUUUAACAGUAACCUGCUUUUGUGGAACAUUUUGUUUUAAGUGAUAGUAAUUGAUUUUUAGUUGCAAUCCGACAAGAAAAGCGUCCUUUGUCGCUUUUUUACUAAAUAAAGCAACGUAUCUAAGUGGAUUGGAGCAUUUGUCUCUCAUCGAAAAAUCGCCAAAUUCGACGAAAUUCAAGACGAUUUAGCAAAAUCUGUAGGUGUAUAAUAAUAUUUCAAUGCAACACUUUGAUAUUAAGGUUUUAUUCUCUUCAAAAUCAUUUCUUUGAAACGUGAUGCGUGUAAAUAUUUGAAAUUGUCAUUUUUAAAAACGAGGACAGAUAAUAAAGAACUAUUUCGUUAGUUACCAUU
Molecule: messenger RNA, 3110 nt
Organism: Bemisia tabaci
Lineage: Eukaryota; Metazoa; Arthropoda; Insecta; Hemiptera; Aleyrodidae
Gene: Msr-110
Product: DUF3736 domain-containing protein Msr-110
Source: RefSeq, a predicted model, not a curated record